Messenger RNA from Entamoeba invadens IP1, 342 nucleotides. RefSeq lists its product as hypothetical. Lineage: Eukaryota; Evosea; Mastigamoebida; Endamoebidae. The record is from RefSeq and is a predicted model, not a curated record. The transcript has a single exon. Bases 1 to 342 code for a protein of 113 amino acids.
AUGUCCGCUUUUGUGCCGUCUCCUCCAGAAUCUUAUAAGGUUGACUCCUUUUUCGAGCUUGUUCCCACUACUCCUACAAUAACUCCUGUAGUCUCUGCAACUCCAUUGAACAAAACACAAGAUUUCACAAAGCCCAAAUUAUACAAACAACUCACCCGUUCCACUCGAGGAAAGAAAAGUUGGACAACAGAACAAAAAGAGUAUGCAAUGGAAAAGGCACAACUUCUUGGUUUAACAAAAGCAACACGGUUUCUUCAGAUACAGAACCAAGAAGUGUAUGGAGACUUAUCUCCAUCAACUCUGCAAUAUUGGCUCCAACACACAAAGACGCAAACAAAAUAA